Molecule: messenger RNA, 7084 nt
Organism: Hemibagrus wyckioides
Lineage: Eukaryota; Metazoa; Chordata; Actinopteri; Siluriformes; Bagridae
Gene: slc22a16
Product: solute carrier family 22 member 16
Exons: 10
Coding region: 107-1924 (605 amino acids)
Biological process (GO): transmembrane transport
Cellular component (GO): membrane
Source: RefSeq, a predicted model, not a curated record
CCCUUCAGUAACCUCCGCCUCUGAGCUGGGCUGGACUCUACUAGGCAACAUUUACAACUAGCGACUGCAUUGGCAAAGAGCUCCAAGAACCUCACACGACCUCAACAUGAAGACCGGUGUAGAGCACCUGUUUGACGAGCUCGGCCAUUUCAAAAGGUUUCAGGCCUGCCUCUACUUCGCUGCUGUUUUCCAGGUCACGUCAUGUGGGGUUCACUACCUGGCCUCCGUUUUUUUGGUGGAGACACCAAAGUUUCUAUGUGACACUCCUUGGAACAUCACCGAUGUCCUUUAUGGAAACCAUUCGGCAAGCUCGCUGGAGGAGAUCUGGCCGUACUAUACUCCCGGAAAAGGUCCAGUGGUGGUGCGGACUGUUAACGGAGAGCAGUGGGAACUGGGACCCUGUCGCAAAAUGCUGCGUCGCUACACUCAAGACUUUCAGUACGAGUUUAUUGGCAACAAAUCAGUGGAGUCAUGCAACGGCUAUGUGUUUGAUCGUAGCCAGGUGGAACAGAGCAUUGUGACAGAAUGGGAUCUGGUGUGUGAGAAGGAAUGGCUGGCUAAGAUUACACAACCUACCUUUAUGCUGGGAGUCUUGAUCGGGGCACUGCUGUUUGGAGACAUCGCUGAUAGAGUUGGCCGACGUCCCAUUCUGAUGGCCACCAGUGUGUGUCAGUUUGCAUUCGGUGUCACUGUGGCCUUUACAGGAAACUACUACACUUUCAUGGUGAUGCGCUUCCUGCUCGCCAUGGUCUCAAGUGGCUAUCUAGUGGUGGUUUUUGUAUACGUUACCGAAUUCACAGGCAGCAAAGUCCGGACGUGGACGUCCAUGCACGUGCACGCAGCAUUUGCGGUCGGCGUCAUGGUGCUCGCUCUGGUGGGUUACCUGAUCCGAGUCUGGUGGCUCUACCAGAUCAUCCUCACCCUCAGUACCUCUCCGUUUCUUCUGUACUGCUGGAAGUUCCCCGAGACGCCAUUCUAUCUGAUGGCCAAAGGACGACACCGGGAAGCCCAGGAGCUCUUGGAUACCAUGGCCCGCUGGAAUGGACUGGAUCGCAGAGUGGAGGUGUCGGAGCUGAUGGAGGAAAGUGGGAAUGCACUUCUGAAGGACAGACAGCGAGAUGACAGCAGGCUGGAGGAACCGGAGAAGAAGCUGAGCAUCCUGAACAUGUUCGGCAGCUGGAAGAUGGCAGGACGCAGCGCCACAUGCUGGGCGAUCUGGUUCAUUGGCUCGCUGGGUUACUACGUGUUCAGCUUGGGUUCCGUCAACCUGGGAGGAAACCAGUACAUCAACCUCUUCCUGGCUGUGGUUAAGGUGUUGGACUACUGCUUCAAAUCCAUUAUCCACCAACCUGGUCCACCAACCUGCCACUGCUGGGCCCCUGAGCAAGGCCCCUUAAGCCUCAUUUGUAUAAAAUGUGCUGUUGAACUGCCAUCUUACCUAAUCGGCUGUAUCGCGAUGGACCGCGUCGGGAGGAAAAUGACGUGUGCUCCAGCUCUGAUGCUCGGCGGAGUCGCCUGCAUGCUCAUCAUCGCAGUGCCUCAGGACUUUGAGAUUUUGGCUGUGAUCCUGAGUAUGACGGGGAAGUUUGCCAUCGCCAUCGCGUUUGGCCUUGUUUACUUGUACACGUGUGAGCUGUACCCAACAAUCAUCAGGUCACUUGCGGUGGGCAGUGGUAGUAUGUCAUGUAGGAUUGGAAGUGUGGUGGCUCCCUUCUGCGUUUACCUUGCAGAUAUCUGGAUCUACCUGCCUCAGCUCAUCGUGGGCAUCCUGUCUUUCAUUAUCGGAGUUUUGACCUUCUUCCUGCCAGAGACACUGGGGGAGCCGCUCACCUCCACCCUGGAAGAGGCAGAAGCUCUGGGCACAAAAUCAAGCAAGAAAACAACAAGAGACAAUGAGAUACAAAUGACUGACAGCAAAGCUUGAGUCAAGCAUAAGCUUGAGAAGCAAUCAGGAAUUCUCCUCAGCUUCCUAGGUGCUGGAUGCAUGAUCGACACAACACCGUAACACCAUAAAAGAGAUUUUUUAGCAACAGAUUUGUCAAGAAAGACACAUUUCAUGGAGGAGUGAAGACAAGAACGCAUCAGUAGCACCAACUGUGAUGACAGAAGCAAAAGUGAUGGACUUCUAUAUGUUUUGUCCUGUGGUUCUGAGGUUUAAAGGACUUUGCAUAACUGGCCUGUCAUGGUGAAUCUGAGAUUUUUCACUUUUUUUAGGGGUCCAGAUUCUUCUUUGUCUUCUGGCCAAAGUUGUACACAUAGGAACAGUUUAGUAGAAAGGUUCAGUGCUUCCUUGCGCUGAGUUGAGACCAAAUUUAAAAGAUCACUGUAGCCUGAGGAGGCGUGUGGUUUAGAAAUUGGAUAUAGAGUUUGCUAAGCUGCUCUGUUUUAACGUUGUUUUAGUUAUUCUAGAUAGAUAGAAGGAACAGACUGAACAGAACAGAAAGUAUAGAAGGAACUAGACUGCUGUCCUAAGUAACUGCUGCCAGUCAAUAUUUUCUAGUGUUGAAAAGUAUUUUUCGUUGCUGUGAUGUGAAUCAGAUUGCACACAAGUAGCACACUGGAACUGAAAAGUCUAGAAGCAAGACAGUGGCAAACAUGAUGAUUUUUUUUUUUUUGUCUGAAAUUUUAAUUUGCCAAAUUGUAUGUGAAAUUAUUUUUUUUUAAUGCUGUGUGUACACUGAGCAAUGAUAUAAGCUUUUGUUGUUGCUUUUGUAAACAAAACUUAAUCUGAGUGCCUUGCACAUGCCCUGGAUGGACCAAAGAGUCUGUGACUGGACAAAGGUGCAUUUAUGUUAAGCUGUAGGUCAAAGAUCCUUCAGUUUUCAUACCAGAGUCUUCGAUUUAAAGGAUAUUAUAAAGACUGGUAUUUUGGUACAUUUCAGAAACUAUGAAAUACUGGUGCAUAUGUUAUUCAGAUGUAUUUUUUGUACUGCUGGCUUUUCCAGGUGUUUCUUCAGUACAAUGAAAGAAUAGAAUUGUGGGAAUUUAUUUGAUUGGUCUUUUAUUAUGGUUAUGUAAUAUGUCUUUUCAACAUUUAGGUCAAAAACGUGAACCAUUUCUGUGUUUUUCUGUAGCGCAAACCUAUUUAUGUUUGCUACGUCUUCCAGUGUAGGACACCUAGUCUUCAAUGGCAAUGGCAUUAGAAGCAGUUAGUUUUUUGUGUUUUAAGAAACAAAAAGAAAUCCUAGCAAAGCCCGGAGUCAAUGAUCACACCAAGGCGGACAUUAUCGCUGCUCAGCAUGUAACAGUAGACCAAUGAAACUAAUCAGAAAGCUUUGAGCUGUCUGUUGCCCCAACCACGUUGGACAUUUCUGUCCAAUGUGAAUUAAUUAGGAGGAAGUUACUUAGAAUCCAGUUGGUAUGUUGAUGAAGCAUGCAGCUGUGUGUCAUCAGCACAGCACUUUAUUAGACUGGUUUGAUGGCGAAACAUACAGCUGUGCUAUCAUCAUAGCACUUUAUUAAGCUGGUAUGUUGAUGAAGCAUGCAGCUGUGUGUCAUCAGCAUAGCAAUGGAAGUUAAUGGAAGUUAAUUAAUAAAUGUAGCAAACUUAGAGAAAAAAAUGAGUGACCCCGGAACAGAUCUUUGUGGAACACCCCAGAGAAGUCAUCCUUCAACAUUUACAAACUCAUAACAGUUAGUAAGUUAAGACCUGAGCCAGGAAGUAAGAUGAAAAACUGCUUUUCUUUUUUGGCCUUCCUUCCAGGAUGCAUGUUGGAGAAGAAGGGAAGAGGUGCCACCCUUUGGCACGUCUUACUAAUAAAAGCAAGAAGCCUCUUGUUUUUCUUCUCAGUCACAUUUGCACUGAAUAAUUGACGCUGCAUUCAAGACUGCUUCCUGGGGGACCAUAAUUGCAGGAUUUCUUUCACAAUCCAUUCAAUCGAUUGCUCAGGUUUGUGAACACAGGUUUGUAAAGUCUUAGUGGUACUAGGUUCAUCCUGUUAUCUGAAAUGUUUUUAUAAGCUGUGCACUACAGAUAUUUGGGCUUGCCCUAGCAACACAUCAUCUAUAAGAAGCUGUUCAAGAGCUAGUUUGUUUGUCACCACACACUGUAACACUAUCUGUACCAUAAUGUAAUGUAAUACUACUUCCACCAUUUGUCUGCUCUCCUAAAUCAGUUUUCCAUCACCUUAAUUCUCAAAGAGUAAGAAGGAAACACAUUGCCAUUAAGCUGAACAAGUCGAGGAACCCUGACCUAGCAACAGAUUCCCUUUGGUCAUCUAGAAUGGCAUGCACAUACUGAACAGGUAAUCACUGAAAUCCCUUUCUAAUACCCUCUAUGGGUACAGUCUUGACAAAGAUCUAGGUCUUGAUAAGGUGUGUUCUUCCUCCUCCUCACCUCUAUGAUAUGUGGUUGGAUACCAUUGGUGUCCAUAGAGUUCGCCAGGAUUCAGUGCUGUAUUUCGUCUAUUUCAGUUACACUCACAUUCCAGACUGGCUUUAGGGUUGGAAAGAUUUUCAAAAGCAUUCCUUUCUCUUAGAGGUAUAACCUCAAUAGUUUGAGGCAGUGAAGAAGGCUUGUUGUAAAUGGGAUACUUCAUUCUAAUCGUCAUCCUAUAUUAGCAACCACAUCCUGAGGUCGCUGUGCUUCUGUGGCGGUUUCUCACUCUGAAAUCUGGUAUCACUUAGGAGAUUACUCUUCAUUGGAAUUUAAGCGAUGAGAGAGAAAACCUUAUUGUCUGUAAGGUAGCUUCUCCACUCUUGCACCAAUUUCAUGGGUAGAGAACAAGCAGACCUAGCCAGGUGAGUAGCCAUCUUCCUUUACAUAAAUGAACACCAUCAGGUUCUUUUAGCUUCAAUCUGAAUUUACUCAAAAUCCUAGCAAAGCUGUUAGCAAUUUUAAGAGUGCUCUUUUAAUGACUUGGAGGAAAUAGACCAUUUGUUUAACUAGUGUCUCGAUAUUUCCAAAGCUAUCUCAUAGCUGUCUGCAGGAACUGCCCUAAUUCUCUUCACAUACUCACAGAUUCGCUUGCUAAACAAUUUGGCUCUUCAACAGCUAUAAAAUCUAAAUCUAAUCUCUUAUUGUGCUGAAGGUUAAUUUCAGUGGCCUGCAGCUUUCAGGAUAAUCAUACCUAAUAAAAGGUAUAUGAGUCCUAUUGCUUGUUUGAAUGUGGCUGUGCUGACCAAUGUGGAAGAGCAACCAGCAUUUAAAGUUGCUUUUUAACAUUACAUGUAAAAAUAGUUGGCUGAUGCUAACUGGUUAGCUUAUGUGAGAUGGGAGAAAUGGGCAGGAUUUACAUGGUCUCAGGAAAUUCUGAAUUCUGAAGGGUCACAGGGAACCUGGAGUCUAUCCCAGGGGCUUAGGACACAAGGUGGAAAACACCCUGAAUAGGUGCCAACUCACUGCUUGGCACAAUCAUGCAAACUAUGUACAAUUUUGAGAUACCAAUCAUCUUAAAAGGUGUGUCUUUUGAGUAGGGAAGGAAACCGAAGUGCCUGGAGGAAACCCCUGGAGGAAACAUGUUGAGAAACUGCAAACUUUCCAGUCAAGUUUUACAAAUCAUCAAUAUGCACUACAGCAAUCAUAUCCUGACUGGAAAAAUAAACUAUGACUGCUGAAGGAUGCUAAUUUAUGGAAUUACAUGCCAAGGGUGUCAUCAAGUCAAGUCAAUAAGAGGUGCUAAAACACAUAAGUGCGGAAAAGAACAUCAGUGCCACGGGGAUUCUGGCAACCUUGACCUAGAUCAAGUGUCCAAUCUUGCCUACAAAGGGUCAAGCAGUAAUGUGGGGAUGUGGUAGAUUAGUGGCUAAGGUGUUGGAUUACUGCUCAGAAAGUUGUGAGUUUGAACCCCAGGUCCACCAAGCUUACACUGCUGUGCCCUUUAACAGGGCCCUUAACUCUCAAUUGCAUAAAUUGAGGUAAAAAUAUAUGUUGCUCUGGAUAAGGGUGCCUGCCAAAUGCUGCAAAUGUAGGUAAAUUCAAUCAAAAAGGUUUUUAUGCCAGGUUCUCUUGCUUGAUUAUGAUAUAAUCUUGAUGCUCUUUUGGAUAAGGUUGUACACCCCUGAUCAUUGCUGCACCUCUGAAAACUUGGCUGAAAGAAUGUUAGCUGAAUGUGCAGCACCUGUCAGUGUCAGUAGUAUUGACAAGAGCAGGCACAUGUGCCCUGAAGUUUUGGUCCAGGGCACCUUUUCAUAACCCCAAGCAUGCCCUUGGGUGUAUAGAUAAAAAAGAAAACCCAAAAAGAGGAAGGAAUGUCAGCAUAUCAAGGUCGCACUCAUACUAGAGCAGACCUAGUAUAAUGGUGGCAUUUUCCACAAACCACCACAGAGUCACGAAAUCAAAAGUUGUUGUUGUGGGCAAGUCUCUAAGAGUUGCCUAUGCUAUGCAUACAAUGGAUAUGCUGUCUCACCGCAAGCCCGUGCCAGGGUAUUGGCAAAUUCUCAAGCAGGUGGUUCAGCUCAUUUGGAACGUCUACAUGCAGACUAGAAAUUGAUCUGUUUGUGAACAGAUAGUCUAGUCAGUGUUCAGUGUGGUUCAUGGACAGGGCAGAGACCAAGGCUUUGCGCCAGAAUGUGUUGACGUACCACUAGUCAACAUGUACGUAGACAUAGCAGCAUUGUCUGGACACCAGGGACAGAUUUUGUGUUGAAUGUGUAUUAUGUUUUUAUUAAAUUUGCCUCACAUAUUUUAAAGGCAGUCCAGGAAUUCCAUUAUUUGUUUAGGGAAACUUUGAAAAUAAUUCCAUUAUUCGGUUUCGAGAAUAGUUCUUAAAAAUGCUUUAUUAAAGAAUUUAAUAGACUUUUUUUUAGACGUUUUAGACUUUCAGUAGUUUAUGACAAUGUGGAUAUGUUUUCUUUUGUUUUGCUUGGAGCAUUAACCUCCAAGGCAACACGAUGGCACAGCAGGUAGCGUUGUUGCCUCAUAGUUCCACGGUCCCUUGUUGAAUCCUAAGCUCAAGUUACAGUCAGUUCACAUGUUCUCCCAGUAGUCGUAUGGGUUUCUUUUGGAUUCUCGCAUGCGACUCGGUGGAUUGGUUAUGAUUAAUUGGUUACACAUUUCCUCUGGUUACACAAUUCCACUUGACUGUAUAUAGUUUUAGAAAGGACAUUGUUUAUAAUCGCACCAUCCAGUGCCACCUGGAUGAGG